CGAAGAUCAAUUUCAGGUGGGAUUCCUUGAUGAAAGAUGCGUGCUCAUUAACUUUGCCAAAGAAAGGGAUUAUAAUCGACUUUUCAUGAGAAGGUAUUGGUAUAUAAAGGGUUUGUGAUGAAGAUCUUUAAAUGGACUCAUGAUUUUGAUCCAUCUAAUCUCCCCCCUAUUGUGCCAACCUGGAUUUCACUCCCUGGUUUGCCAAUCCAUUUGCAUCAUAAAUCAGCUCUGUUCUCAAUUGCAAAAAUGAUAGGUAUGCCUAUGACCAUAGACACUGCAACAGCUACCUUUAAUAGGCCCUCACUGGCCCGGGUUUGUGUAGAACUUGAUCUGUCCAAAGAGAAUCCAAGAAAGAUCCACAUUCUGGAUGGAGACAGGCAUGUAUUCCAGGAGGUUAUUUAUGAAGAUCUUAAGGCAUUUUGCUCUAAGUGCAAGAAAACAGGUCACUCCCUGAGCGAAUGUAAGGUUUCAUUGAACAAAAAAGUGACAGGAAAGAACACUUGGGAGAGGACAGCUGCUAAUCACAAAGAGAAUGCCAAGGAGGAAUGGCAGGUUGUGAAGAGAAAAGGAACUAAAUUGGGCACUAGUGGUGGAGAAAACUCAAAGGCAGGACCCUCAAACUCACAGGGUGAUAAACCAUCACCUGAAACUGAGGAGGAGAGGGCCAUAAAUCAAGCUUCCAAGCUGAUAUGUACAUCAUCAUCACCUGAAGUUCACGGCGAUAAGGAUGCUACUAAGCCAUCAACUGAAACUGAGGAGGAGAGGGCUAAAUAUCAAGCCUCCAAAGUGAUAGGUUCAUCAUCAUCAUCUGAAGUCCAUAGAACAGAGGAGGAGGGUACUAUAAUUCAAGCUAAAGGAUCUGUUACAAUUCCAGAAGUCCAUAACUUUGUAGAGGAAAGGAUGGUUACAGAUGCUGGAGCUAACCAGGAAAAUAACAAUGAUGCUACUGUAGAAACUUUGAAUCUUUCAAGUGCUCAGGGCAUUAACCCGCAGGAGAACAAUGAGGGUGGAAAAGACAUGGCUCAAGACACACUAGAAUCCUCCCAACAAUUAAACGAAGACCAUCAUCAUUUUGAAGAGGAGUACAGUGGAUCACUCUCAGACAGUGAAGUGCAACUAAGAAACAACAAGGCAAAUACUCCAGACAACAGUUUUAUAGCUAGUCAGACCAGGCUGGGAAUGGACCAUAUCCUUGCUAGCUCAUCUAAUAAAAUAUGGGUGGCCUGGAAAGCAAAUUCUUUUAGCCUCAUUUCCAGCGAAGAUAAUGGACAGAUGCUUCACUGUCUGUUCAAACUCAAUAACUCCAAUGCUUAUAUCUAUCUCUCAGGUGUUUAUGGAGCUCAUGAUGAAGGCAACCGAAGCUUACUUUUUUCAGAUAUUGUGGAAUUUGCUAAAAAGGUUGGUUCAAAACCAUGGGUUCUUGGUGGUGAUUUUAAUGCUAUCUCUGCAGCUGAUCAGCACAAAGGGAAAAGUGAUCCAAACCUUAGAGAAAUUGGGAGAUUUCAACAAUGUAUUCUGGAUAGUGAACUUCAAGAAAGUUCAUUCACCGGCCCCCCAUCACUUGGACAGGGAUUAGAUCCAAUGGACGUGUCUGGAGACAGCUAGAUAAGAUUUUAUUUAAUGACAGCUUGGACAACUUCUUCACCCUUCAUUCGUUGGCCCACCUUCCUAGAGGGGAAUCCGACCAUUGUCCUCUCCUGUUCAAAACCCUUGCCCCUAAUCACUCUAUUAAUAAACAGUUCAAGUUCUU
Molecule: messenger RNA, 1750 nt
Organism: Cuscuta campestris
Lineage: Eukaryota; Viridiplantae; Streptophyta; Magnoliopsida; Solanales; Convolvulaceae
Source: the annotation of a GenBank genome assembly